AUGGCAGACUAUCUGCAGCUAGUUAAAAUUGUAACUGUAGUUCAGCUACACGUCAAAAAAGAAAAGUUGGAAAUAAGAGUUUCCAGAAUACAAGAAAACAGCUAUUCUGAGAACAUUAAACGACCAGCCCAGGUUAUCAGAAUGACCAUCCUACGUUUUCCCGUCGCUGACCCCUCCCCUUACUUUUCCGCGGUCUUCUCGGCAACCCUCUGCCGUCCUCCUCUGCCGUCUUUGCUAAGUCCGACUGCAGCGUUUCCUGUGGGCACACGCACGUGCUCCGUAGUCCCACCUCCUUUUACUCGCUUCCGGAUCCUUCUCACGCGCCAAUACGGCCCACCAAGGCCCUUCUUCCCGGCUUGUCUCACUUCAGCAACUCACGUCAGGCAAUCAGCCCCGCAUCCCGACCCCCCCCCCCGAAAUGCCACCUUUGCUCGUCAGUCUGCGUUCUCCCCCUCUCCUUAUCCCUCGCGGGUGCCCUCAGCCAACUCCCAUCUCUUGCUAGCCUACGAUGAGCCGCUUUCGUUUUGGGAAAGCUGUCACUUGGCCACAGAAGCACAGGACGUGAUCACCGGGGCCGAUAACCGUGUUGCCCUGAGGUUAUACUCUUGCAGUAACAGAGAAGUGAUUUACGCGGCAAUACCAACAACAUAUAUAGGAUCGAUAGGACAAGGCCUUGAGAGAGCGUCUGCAUCUUUAAGACAUCAAUGCCAUGUACGCAUAAUAGGAGUAAGCCCCGUUAUUUUGGGAUUUCCUUCCGAGUAAAUAGCUCGAGCUGUGAGGCUGCAAUCCAUACACUUCCUACAAAGCAUAAAAGGAGAGGUGCACCCUGACUGAAGCUUUUAUAAUUUGGAUGUGAGUUGCUGAAAGAAGCGCUGAGCAUAGAAAAAUGAUCGCCUCCUCAGCAAGCAACCACGAGGUGAAAUGUACAAAUUUCAUGAAUGGAAGCGCAACCCAGUGGUGGAAGUGGGUUGUUCCAGAGAUUGGCAGGGGUAGCCAACAUGGUGCCCUCCAGAAGUUGAUGAACUCCAACUCCCAUUAGCCCCAGCCAGCAUGGCCCAUACUCAGGGAAGAUGGGAGUUGAAAUCUCUGGAACAGGCAGGCUGAGCUUCCCCAUUUCUAUUGUUGGGUUGUGUUUGCUAUUCCUGGACUGGGGCAUUGGCUGAAACCAUGAGAACUCAAGUGCUUUGUAAGGCGGUGCAAUAAAUGUAUGGAAAAUUCUUUCAAAUUAUACAUCAUUUUGCACCCAAAAUCAAUAUGUAAGCAGCUUUCUAGCUGCGAAAGCUGUCCAUCCAGCAAAGGCUUCUAAGGGGCCACAUAUUAGAUUUGUAUCAAUAAAAUAUAAAAUAUUUAAUUCUGUGUAUCAGAAUUUUGAAUGCCCUGGAUAAAUAACAUUAUGGCCCAUUUUAUAUAUACAAAGCUACUCAAGAUGCUAAUUUACUAUAGUUCAGUUUUAUUUAUAUGUAUAGUCUCAUUCAAGUUUGGGAUUUAAAAAAAAUUAAGAAUGAAUUUACCUAUAGAUGUGGACUAUAAAGCAUGGUUUCCCAAACUGGUCCACGGACCAGUAGAGUCUGCAAACUUCAUUUGGGUGGUCUGUGGCAUAUCUGUGGAUUUGUGCUUGAAGAUGAGAGAUAGCACAUCCAUCAUA
Rhineura floridana is the source of this 1645-nucleotide messenger RNA. RefSeq lists its product as uncharacterized. The record is from RefSeq and is a predicted model, not a curated record. The transcript is spliced from 4 exons. The coding region runs from base 1 to 762 and encodes 253 amino acids. NCBI's taxonomy places the organism in Eukaryota, Metazoa, Chordata, Lepidosauria, Squamata, Rhineuridae.